This is a messenger RNA of Oncorhynchus gorbuscha (pink salmon), 1236 nucleotides long. Its product is annotated as centrosomal protein of 128 kDa-like. The transcript is spliced from 11 exons. The annotation marks the transcript as partial. The record is from RefSeq and is a predicted model, not a curated record. Lineage: Eukaryota; Metazoa; Chordata; Actinopteri; Salmoniformes; Salmonidae.
AACUGUUCAACUCUUGUUGUCUUCCUGUUCUUGGCGGCCAGUUCAAGUUGCCAUAGCAGAGAGAAACUGGCUUGUCCCUCUUCAGUUGUCACUUGCUAAAGUGACUUGUUAACGGUUUCUAUGUUGCGAAUUCAUGCUGGCUACUCCUGACCAAAACAAUGGAAUCCUCCAGCGAGUCAGACACCUUCGACCGGACGAAGGGGCUGAGGUCACGGGGGCGGAAUGCCAGCUCUCGAUCGCGACGGGACAGUCACAGAACAGGUCCUGAUGCUCCAGCCAUUUCAGAGAAAAUUAACACCUUGGCGAGUACUUUACAGGACACUAAUAGGAAUUUGAACAAAGUGGACCGGAUGCUGGGGCAAUACAGAGAGCACACAGAUGACCAGGCGGAAGCCAUGGCAACAUUGAGGGAUAAUCUGGAGGAGUCUAUCGCUCAGCUGCAGAACCAGAGGCUGCAUAGUUCCUCAGGGGUCCGGAGUGCCUCAGCCUCCACCCUGCACACCAGCGACCUGGAAGCUGGCUAUGGCUCAGAGGGCCAGCGCUUCUACCCCACGUCUCCCUUGAAAGACUAUGGGAGAUCUGAGUCGUCCGGAGAAGGAAGAGCGAGAAGGAGGUCGAGAUCAGCUACAGUCCGCUUCAGAGACUCCAGCCUGCCAGAUGGGGAUGUCCACGUCCUGCACCAGUCAUUCAGAGACCUGCGCAGUGACCAGCUCAGACUGGGGGAUGACAUGGACAGAGAAAUCCUCAGGAGGAACAGGUCUGACAUUGACACCAGACGAGCCUUGGAGAAUCUGUCCGAGCACCUGACGACUUCACAGAGACAGGACUCGGUGUCGUCUCGUGUGGAGAAGCGUCUGCAGGAGAUUGAGAGGGAGAUGCGUUCGGAGCGACAGAGCGUGUCAGACAGACGACCAGAACAGCGGGGUAUCAUGUCUGAUGAACUGCGGGAGGCUCUGAGGAGGCGAGAGGCUCGGGACCUGGAAACUGAGGAGGCCGUCAAGAACAAACUACUGAUCUCAGAGAGCGAGAAGACCAAGAUGGAGGCAGAACUGGAGAGGGCCAGGAGACAGCUGGACCAAUCAGAAGGAGGCAGGGGCGCUCUUCUACAACAGGUAGAGGAGAUGCGUGUGCAGCUGCUGAGGACAGAGAAGGAACGUAUGGAUUUGCAGAGGGAGAUCUCCCAGCUUACUACCCAGCCCAGAGCUACUCACAUUGACAGGGAGGAGAGAGGAGCAG